Molecule: messenger RNA, 543 nt
Organism: Panicum virgatum (switchgrass)
Lineage: Eukaryota; Viridiplantae; Streptophyta; Magnoliopsida; Poales; Poaceae
Exons: 2
Coding region: 1-543 (180 amino acids)
Source: RefSeq, a predicted model, not a curated record
AUGGCCGCCGUACGCGUUAGUUGGGUCGUUUGCUGUUGUGGCCUGCACGCCCGCUGGGCGGCGCGCUCCCUCGCGGGGCCCUUCCUCGACCUCGCCCUCGCCUGGGCCUGCCUCUGCCUCGCCGCGCUGCUCGCCGCGGCCGCCAGCAUCCUCGCCCUCCCGGGCCUCACACUCUCCUGCACCUGCGAGCGCCUGCACCUCCCCUGCUUCCUCGCCUUCCUCGCGCGCUAUCCACCCCGCACCCUCGCCUCCGUCCACGCCGCCCUCCACGCCCGCUUCCCCUUCGCUGGCCCCGCCGCCGACGGCGACGAGGCACCCGCCCAGCCGACCGCCGACGUGGAGGGUGCGGAUCCGCGGGGGCACCGCGAGGAGGUGCGCGCCGAGCUGCAGCGGGAGCUCGAGAAGGAGCGCAGCGCCGCGGCUGAGGAGGCCAUGGCCAUGAUCCUGCGCCUGCAGAAGGAGAAGUCCGCGCUCGAGAUCGAGGCCCGCCAGCAGCGCCGCACCGCCGACAAGCGCUGCGCUUUCUACGAGGACGAGGUCUAG